Messenger RNA from Cotesia congregata, 1254 nucleotides. The record is from the annotation of a GenBank genome assembly. Lineage: Eukaryota; Metazoa; Arthropoda; Insecta; Hymenoptera; Braconidae.
AUGAGGCUUACUCGUCGCUGUUUAGGAAACAUCACCAAAAUGUUGGACUUUUAUUCUCAGUUCAACCCAUCACCUCUUUCAAUAAAACAGUUUAUUGAUUUUGGUCUGAGCGCUUGUGAGAGAAAAUCUUUCAUAUUUUUAAGGAAAGAACUUCCAGUAAGGCUUGCUAAUAUAAUGAAAGAAAUUCAUCUAUUACCUGAACAUUUACUAAGGAUGCCAAGUCUUGGGAUAGUUAAUAAUUUAUAUGUUACAUCAUUUGAAGAAAUAAUUCAUUUUGAAAAAGCUGAAGUCAAUGAAACAACAUUAGAUAAAUUUUGUCAAGCACUCAUAAAAAUACGAAAUCGUCAUUCAGAUACGGUGGAAGUAAUGGCAAAAGGUAUUCUCGAGUUGAAAGAAUCUCAUGAUGUAGAUGCACAAAUGGAAAAUAACAUUCAGUACUUUUUGGACAGAUUUUUUAUGUCAAGAGUUUCAAUAAGAAUGCUAAUUAAUCAACAUACAUUACUUUUUGGAGGAGUGUUAAAUGGUGACAAUAGACACGUCGGUUGCAUUGAUCCAUCUUGUGACGUAGUAAGUGUUAUUAGAGACGCGUAUGAAAAUGCGCGAUUUCUUUGUGAUCAAUAUUAUUUGGCAAGUCCAGAACUGAUUAUUAAGCAACAUAAUGAUUUCGAAAAUGGCAAUCAAAUUAGAAUAGUUUAUGUUCCAAGUCAUUUGUAUCAUAUGCUGUUUGAACUUUUCAAAAACAGUAUGAGAGCGAUAAUGGAGUAUUAUGAUGGUCGUUCAGAUAGCUAUCCAUCAAUAGAAGUGAAUAUUGUGCGUGGAAAAGAGGACAUUUGUGUGAAGAUGUCAGAUCGUGGUGGUGGAAUACCACGUUCGCAGAUGGAUCAGCUCUUUAAAUACAUGUACAGUACAGCACCACAACCCAGCAAAUCUGAUGCCCAUACAGUUCCAUUGGCUGGAUAUGGUUAUGGUCUUCCAUUAUCACGAUUAUAUGCCAGAUAUUUUCAUGGUGAUCUUAUAGUACUCAGUUGUGAAGGAUAUGGAACUGAUGCUGUUAUUUAUCUAAAGGCAUUAUCCAAUGAAGCAAAUGAGUUAUUGCCUGUAUUCAACAAGACUUCAUCGAAAUUUUAUCGAACACCAGUGCCCACUGCUGAUUGGAGUAGCUCAUGUGGAGGUGGGAUGGCAGGUAGACAAUUAAAUGUCAGUCAUAAUAAUGGACACCGGUUACCUAAUGGAUUAAGCAUUACUACAUAUUGA